AUGAAGUACUUGUGGCAGCUGGUGGUGGUCAGCCAUGCUUAUUCUCUACCUUCCGAGGUUGAUUGGAAGUCGGCUUUGCCUAACACUCCCUUCCCGAAAGCUAUGCGGAAUCUCUUAAUGCAGCCUGGUUGUCUAUGGAAACCCCAAAAAACAAGGAGAUGCUACCCCGGAUCAUAUGAUGCAAUCUAUGGAAACCCCAACAAACAAGGAGAUGCUGCCCCAGUUACCGGAUCAUAUGAUGCAGUCUAUGGAAACCCCAAAAAACAAGGAGAUGCUGCCCCAGUUACCGGAUCAUAUGAUGCAGUCUAUGGAAACCCCAAAAAACAAGGAGAUGCUGCCCCAGUUACCGGAUCAUAUGAUGCAGUCUAUGGAAACCCCACAAAACAAGGAGAUGCUUCCCCAGUUACCGGAUCAUAUGAUGCAGUCUAUGGAAACCCUAAAAAACAAGGAGCUGCUACUCCAGUUACCGGACCAUAUGAUGCAGUCUACGGAAACCCCAAAAAACAAGGGGAUGCUACCCCAAUCACCGGAUCAUAUGAUGCAGUGUAUGGAAACCCUCAAAAAAUUGUAGGAAGUUCCAUUAAUGCUCAUAAGGAUGCCAGCCCAAUUGCCGGAUAUGAUGCAGUUUAUAGAAACCCUCAAAAAGCAGGAGGAAGUUCUAUUAAUGCUCAGAAGGAUGCUAGCUCAAUUGCCGGAUAUGAUGCAGUCUACGGAAGCGCUCAAAAAGUAGGUGAAAGUUCCAUCAAUGCCCACAAGGAUGCCAACUCAAUUGCCGGAUAUUAUGCAGCCUAUGGAAACCCUCGAGAUGCAGGUGAAAGUUCUAUUGAUGCUGGCAAGUGGAAGCACUGA
Vitis vinifera (wine grape) is the source of this 849-nucleotide messenger RNA. RefSeq lists its product as uncharacterized. The record is from RefSeq and is a predicted model, not a curated record. The coding region runs from base 1 to 849 and encodes 282 amino acids. The transcript is spliced from 3 exons. NCBI's taxonomy places the organism in Eukaryota, Viridiplantae, Streptophyta, Magnoliopsida, Vitales, Vitaceae.